GACUUGACAGUGAUCAGAACGGCAGUGUGUUGUACAGUGAACAGUGCUCGUAGAAAAAGGCGAUGAGUUCUUUCUGGUUAUACUUUGUUUCAUUCCUGUUGACCAUACUUCUACAGCCAGUACAGAACUCCCCAGUCAAGUUCGAGGAUAGCAAACAACUUCAGAGGCAAGACCUACAGAGAUCACUCUCAUCUCAAGAGGAGGGACGUGUAUUUCACGCUCACGCUAUCAAAAAGAGGAAAAAGAAGAAACUGUUACAAUGUCUUCUGAGUUUACAGAGGAACAACCCCAAACCUCAAGGAGAUGCUAGAUUCUUGCUCAUCAACUACAUGAAUCUGGAGUACAAUCUACAAGGAGGGAACAGACCAUACAGUGACGACAGUGGUAGCAGUAACUGUUUGAGUCAGUUCACAGGAAGUAACAAUGACAAUGGCGGAGGUGGAGGAUCAGCUUUGGAUGGGAUCGGAGAAGGAAUUAACAACCUCGGAUCUCUCGUGGGUCAAGUCCCCAGCGACAUCAUCAGCACUGUGGGGGACGGAAUAAAACCUGUGUUUGAGAAUCCUGAGAGAUACAUUAACAGGUACUUCAUCAGACCACUUUACAGGUCUUUGAGACCUUUAUACAGAUGGUUUUAAAACAAACCCAGAGUAAUAUCAACUGUCUAUUCUUUAUUUUUUAUAUUUUUAUCUCAAAAUAGUUUUUUGCAUUUAAGUGUAGGUGCUUUAAUAGUUGUUUA
Macrosteles quadrilineatus (aster leafhopper) is the source of this 736-nucleotide messenger RNA. RefSeq lists its product as uncharacterized. Bases 63 to 635 code for a protein of 190 amino acids. NCBI's taxonomy places the organism in Eukaryota, Metazoa, Arthropoda, Insecta, Hemiptera, Cicadellidae. The record is from RefSeq and is a predicted model, not a curated record. The transcript is spliced from 2 exons.